AUGCAUGGCGAGAAGAAACUUAGGGUGUGGCGUCAACGCAAGUUACGAGAGCAGUGGCUGCAGCAGCAACAGCAGCAGCAGGCUCGUCUACGCUACCAGCAGCAGCAACGCUGCGCACGCUCCGGCGGCGGUGGUAGUGGUGGUGCUACUGCGCCUUCGUCGCCGUCAGGUACCUCUCGCCAUUGUCUUCGUGGGAGCAGUGGGCUUGGUAUGGAUGACUUCUACGGCUCCACAUCCACGGCAGCCGCCUCGCAGGAUGGGAGUACUGCGUCCGCGACCGCCAGCGCCAAGCCCGGCCCCACUGCCGCCGUCAGUGACAGCGGUAUGAGCACAGCGCAGGCAGCAUCCGACAGUGCUAAAACGACCCCCAUCAUGCUGCUCGGUGCCGCCGCCGCCGCCGCCGUCAAGGGUGGCAAGAGCGGCAGCAGCACGAGGCUCGCCGUCAACGCUCCCGCAAGGCGCGUCUUGGUGCCACUGGAGGAAAGAAAAGCGCUAACCGAGUUUCCUCGGCGCAGGACCUGCGGCGGCUCUCUACGCACGAUGCCAACGUCAUCGCUUCUGGCAGGCAACGCCGCCCUGACCGGCACGCCACCGAUGGCCAUCAAGGACGGGCUGCCGCGGCUGCCACUCGCCCCUCUCCGGCCAGACGACCUCGCCUUUAUCUUCUACACCGAAGGCGAUCCCAAAGGUGUCCUCCUCACACAUGGUGCCCUCAAGGCAUCUGUGGCUGCCCACCACGAAUACCUUAACUCGACCGACAUCGGCGGCAGCGACGACGGGCUGCGUCGCGCGGCGGGCGUGGGCGACAUGGCGACCGCCACCGCCGAGAGUACCGGACGUGGUGGGCAGGGCAACAGCCGCAUUGCCCGCUACACGACGGCCUAUAUGCCUGCCCUGCGCUCCCGCUCAGCCCCAGCGGGGCGGCCGUCGUACAUGGCGUACCUCCCCCUGCACGACAUCGGCGAGUUUGUGGCGGAGACCGCCGCGCUCGUCCGCGGCCUCCUCGUGUGCUACGGCACGCGCCGGACUCUCUUUGACACGUGGGCGCGUCCGCACGGCGACCUCACCGAGUACAGGCCGACCGUAUUCCCCGCGCUACCGGCCACACUGGCGCGCCUGCGCCGCACCGUCGAGUCGAUGGUGUCCACCGGCUAUCGCCAGCUGCUGUUUGAGGCCGCGUACGAGGCGCGGCGGCAGGCGAUGCGGCGCGGACUGCACACACCGUUCCUGCUCACCACCAUCUUCGCCCCCUCGCGCGAGCUGCUCGGUGGCCGCUGUCGGCUCGUACUUGUCCGUGGCGGUCCCGGUGCCGCUGCGCUGCACCCACGGGACCAAGAGUACUUGUCGGUCGUGUGCGGCGUGUCCCUCGUGCAGUCGUACGGCGUCACGGAGGCUUCCGGGUGCGGGCUGCAACAAGCGUACUGCUCGACGCAGCUCGACUCGAUCGGCGGCCCGCUGGGCCCCGUACACGUAAAAAUGCGUGACGUCUUCGCCACGGCAGCGGCACCCUCGAGUGGUGGUGGCUGCGGCUGGUCGCAUCAGUCAGAGCGGCCAACAGGUGAGCUGCUGCUGCGCGGCCCCACCGUCAUGGCCGGCUACUACCGGCAGCCGGAGAAGACGGCGGCGGUCCUAGAAAAGAGUGGUUGGCUGCACACCGAGGACGUCGUGGAGCGCUGCCCGGAUGGCUCUUUUCGCCGCAUCGCCUCCCUGCGUCCGCACCACGCCACGACGAGUAAUGGUCACUGCAUCGCUCUCGAGCCCCUCGAGGCGCUCUACGCGCAGCACCCCCUCUGCCUGGAGGGCGGGGUCUGCGUGCUGGUGCAUCCCUACCGGCGGUACGUCUGCGCCCUCGUCCUCACUGAUGAGCACCAUCUGUGGGACUUCCUUCAGACAACCGCCGCGGCCGUGGCGAGGCCGGCGUCGUCAUACUCGCCACCGAGCUCAUCCACCUCGCAGCAGCGGAGCUGGAUUUUGUCUGCCAUUGGGGAGUGGCCGCAGUGCCUGGGCGACUCGGCACUCAACCAGGUCGCCGCCACCUCGCUUGCGGCGUGGGCGACGCAGCACGGCGGCAUCGCCCCGCACGAGUGCGUGCGGCACGUACGCGUUCUGCACGGUGUGUGGGACGCUGCUCAUUACACCCGCACCGCGACGGGACGACUCUUCCGCCCUGCCAUCCACCAGCGCUACAGCGGUGUCAUUCAGGAGCUCUUCGCAGACGAGGACUGA
Molecule: messenger RNA, 2226 nt
Organism: Leishmania braziliensis MHOM/BR/75/M2904
Lineage: Eukaryota; Euglenozoa; Kinetoplastea; Trypanosomatida; Trypanosomatidae
Product: putative long-chain-fatty-acid-CoA ligase
Exons: 1
Coding region: 1-2226 (741 amino acids)
Cellular component (GO): endoplasmic reticulum; membrane
Molecular function (GO): long-chain fatty acid-CoA ligase activity
Source: RefSeq, a predicted model, not a curated record